This is a messenger RNA of Cylindrotheca closterium, 1062 nucleotides long. NCBI's taxonomy places the organism in Eukaryota, Bacillariophyta, Bacillariophyceae, Bacillariales, Bacillariaceae. The record is from the annotation of a GenBank genome assembly.
AUGUGCUUCCGACAAAUCCAAUCCAUCAUCUUCGCCAUGACUGUGGUGUCUAUUGCCACUAGAGUCGAAUCAACCCAUUUUAAAAUCGAUGACUAUAUCGAGAUCAGACAGAAACUGUCCAAGAAGACCUCUGUCGAGAUUACCCUGGCACCAAAACAUGCCAAGAGGGGUCCAUCUUCUUCUUCGGUCAAGAAAGGAACAGGUGCAAGUACUACUGUGGCAUCAAAGUCUACCAAGAGAGCCUCUGCGGCCAAGGGGGGUGCAAGUAUCGUGACACCAAGGUCUGCAAAGAAGCCGAUCAUCAUUGACACCACCAACCAAGACGUCUUUGCCGAGUUUGAUUUCUCAAUGUCCCUGUCUUUUUCUGAUUUCUUGGGAGUAACUGACAACAACGAAAGCAAGAUACCCAAGAAAGGGGUCACCUCCAAGAAGCUUCGCACCGGAAAAUCUGGAUCAAGACGCAAGCAACCUAGUUCAAGACCAACGCACAUUCCAAGUCCAAGCCCAUCCACUCUAGAACCAUCGAAAUCUCCGACCUUUACUCCAACAAUGGAACCUACUACUCUUGAACCCACUCUUGUUCCCUCGCCGUUGCCAACCAAUGAACCAAGCAAUAGUCCCUCGACUGAGCUUCCAACCAUUGUGCCCACACUGGAUGAUUCUUCUAGUAUUUUUCCGUUUAGCGAUGUGCCUACCACUUCUUUCACUGACGAACCCACCGGUCGUUUCACCGAUGAGCCAACCAUUCUACCGACCCCAUCUGCUACCUUUCUUGUACCUCUUCCCGCCGGAGACGAUGACGACGCAUUCAUUGAGCAAAACAAUACCGAUGGCAAUGGAGAUGACAUUUUCGACGAUGACCUCAGUGGUGGUGGCAACAAUAAUGUCACGGACGAUGAUAUUUCUGUCCCAGACACAAGUGUUGGUGGCGACAAUGAUACAAAUGUGACACCAUUUAUUGCUGGUGUCGUCGGUCUCUUUGUCCUCAUUCUUGGAAGCCUCGCCGUUUUCCGCAAAAAGAAGCGCUCGGGUGAAUCCCGUCCUUCUGAAAAUACAGUCUAA